GCGGGAGAAAGAAGACACCGGUCUUCCUGAAGUAGCUUCACUCGUUGUUCCUCUUAUAUGGGAGUGCACUUGUAGAAAAGCUUAGGGCAUUCAGUUGACGUUUCCCAUUUAUUGACUUUGCCAAGUAUAUCACUACCCUUUUAACGACUAUGGAAGUCAGGGUUAAGUGUGAAGUCUGAAAUGAAGUGCAAUGCCUGCUGGCGGGAACUGGAAGGACGUGCAAUAUCAACAACUUGUGGUCAUAUUUUGUGCACAGAUGAUGCUGGUAAGAUUCUUAGCAAUGAUGCCGCAUGUCCCAUCUGUGAUCAGAUACUUUCCAGAAGCCUCAUGAAACCUGUGGAUCUAAAUCCAAAUGAUGAAUGGAUAAACAUGGUCAUGGCUGGAAUAUCUCCACAAAUUCUCAUGAAGAGUGCAUACAGAAGUGUGAUGUUCUUCAUUGGGCAGAAGGAUCUUGAAAUGCAGUACAAAAUGAAUAAGAUCGUUGGGCAAUGUAGGCAGAAAUGUGAGGCUAUACAAGAAAAAUUCUCAGAGAAACUGGAGCAAGUACAUACGGCAUAUCAGAAGAUGGCAAAGAGAUGCCAAAUGUUGGAGCAGGAGGUUGAGAGCCUUUCAAAGGAUAAACAGGAGCUUCAGGAGAAAUUCGCAGAGAAAUCAAGGCAGAAGAGGAAACUUGAUGAGAUGUAUGAUCUCUUAAGAAGUGAGUACGAGUCCAUGAAGAGAUCAGCUAUCCAACCAGCAAAUAACUUCUUUCAAAGAUCAGAACAUGACCUCUUUGCUAGCCCUGCUAAUCUGAUGGAUAACAGAGACCCCCUUCUCAGACAAGGUGGUGGGUCGGUUUCCACCCCUGAAACUCCAGGACAAAGAGAAGAUAUGUGGGCCCCACAGUCGAGGCAGAAGAAUUCCUCAGGAGCCAACAGUGGUGGCACCUUCGACGUGUCUGGCGUUUCUCCAGCAAAGCAAGUGCCGGUUUCAGGGGACCCAUUGACAGGUAGGAGGGCCCCACGCCCUAUGUUUGGAUCCUCCGCAAUGGGCGCUACCGGCGGUGGGGCCAACCCCUCUGCCACUCUGCGAAACCUCAUUCUCUCUCCUAUGAAGCGACCUCAGAUGUCUCGCACUAGGCCUCAGCUCUUCACGUAACUCUCUCUCUCUCUCUCCUCAUCCUCCCCCCCUCCCCCCAAAAAAAAAAAAACCAACACCCAAUCCCCCAAAACAAAUGUAGAUAAAGAUACCUGUUUUCCCACAAGAGGUAGAAAUUAUGCAGGGUUUUGAGGUUGAGAAUGCUUAUUCAGUGUCCGUCAUUCAUGAUGUUACUGCUUAUUGUUUUCAUUUCCUCAAUGGCAGUUGCAGUUCUCUGAAAAUGUUUAGAAUCUAGUGCAAUUGGAUAUUAUUUUGCAGUACAGUAAACCUGGUGGGAUAUCCGGUAUACAUCCUGAAUCACACAUGGAACUUUUUUGAUCCGAGGCCCUGAACCAGAUAAAAACAAGGAAAAUCAGCAUGGUUCAGUUUCUCACUCGGACCAAAAAAGCUUUUUGUCUUUAUUGGCUGGUGCUGAUUUCCUUCUUGACUCCAUUCACUUUGCCCGCAUUAUCUCUAUUGGCUGGUGCUCAUUUCCUUCUUGACGCCCUUCACUUUGCCUGAUCUUAGUGCCAUUUGUCUUAUUCCCAUUUUAUGUUGAUGGAAAAUGAUCAGUUUUUCGUUCGUCAUUUAACACAGUUCGAAUUUUGGGUUUUUCUGAUGCCAGGUUGUAGGUAAAAGGUAACGGUGUUCUUAAACCCAAAGUCUCAACUAACUGUCAAUGCUGUGCUUUCCUUUCAUUUGAAAUUUCUAUUCGUUUCUUCUUUUGUUGGACCACUGGAAGGCAUCAAUGGUGAAUUUUGAAGCUUCAAUAACAUUCGGCUGUCCAUUCUUUGUUGUGUAACAAAAUCUUUGGGUUCAUUUUAUCUUGAAUCAUUUGCUUCACCAUUUUGAAGCGUCAAUAACAUUCAGCUGUCCUUUCAUGUGUAACAAA
Amborella trichopoda is the source of this 2008-nucleotide messenger RNA. RefSeq names its product RING/U-box superfamily protein (gene HEI10). Gene Ontology annotation, biological process: chiasma assembly. Lineage: Eukaryota; Viridiplantae; Streptophyta; Magnoliopsida; Amborellales; Amborellaceae. The record is from RefSeq and is a predicted model, not a curated record.